AUGGUGCGGCGCCUCAUGCGCAGCCAGCGCGUGUGGUGGUGGGUCGGCUCGCUGGUGCUGGGCGGCGUGGGGCUCGUGGCCUUCGGGCCGGAGCUCAAGCUCGGCAUGAGCCGACACACGGCCGAGGUGGCGUCGCGCUCGCUGCAGGACGAGACGCUGCGGGACAACACGCGCGAGCUGGCGUCGCAGAUCGUGCAGACGGUGCUGAACGACCCCAAGGUGCUGGACCAAGCCUCCAGGUUCCUGCAAAGGCUUGUGGUGAUGGAUUCGACGCGUGAGGCGCUGCGCGCUUUGGUGAUUCACACGCUGAACGACCCGAUGACGCGGACGCAGGUGGCGGAUCUGACGAAGCACACGGUGACGGCGCUGCUGGAAGACCCCAAGACGCUGCGGCAGCUCGUGGACCUGUUGCGGUCGACGGUGGUGGACCCCAAGGCCAAGGAGGCCUUGUUGCUGCUGCUGGAGCAGAUCAUGCGUGACGACCAGACGAGGGCCAACUUGACGCAGCUGCUGGCGCACACGUUCCUGCAGGACGCGGUCAAGCAGAACGUGGGCAAAACGCUCAGCGACUCGGUGCACGACGUGCUGAGUCGCAGAGACGUCCAGAACCACGCCAAGGAGUUCGUGAGCGGCGUCGUGCGGGACCAAACGGUGCAGGCGCAGGGAGGAGAGGCGAUCUGGAGCACCGUCAUGUACGCUCUGACGCCCGGCUGGCUCUCGUGGAUCUGGGAGAACCCAGGAGAUCUGGCCAAGGGGGCGACUACGCCUGCUGCAGAGGCUGCCAAGGUUAUGGUCGCUGCUACUGUUGCUGAGGAGAAGCUGGAGAAGGAGAACAAGGAAUCAGCGACCAAGAGUGCGUCAUCACACGCGGACUUCGCUGAGCGGUACGAAGACAAGCACUGGAGCGGAUCUGGCAGCGGCUUCGUUUAG
Molecule: messenger RNA, 930 nt
Organism: Phytophthora sojae
Lineage: Eukaryota; Oomycota; Peronosporomycetes; Peronosporales; Peronosporaceae
Exons: 3
Coding region: 1-930 (309 amino acids)
Source: RefSeq, a predicted model, not a curated record